Penicillium subrubescens is the source of this 1773-nucleotide messenger RNA. RefSeq lists its product as uncharacterized. NCBI's taxonomy places the organism in Eukaryota, Fungi, Ascomycota, Eurotiomycetes, Eurotiales, Aspergillaceae. The coding region runs from base 1 to 1773 and encodes 590 amino acids. The record is from RefSeq and is a predicted model, not a curated record. The transcript has 2 exons.
AUGGCGGAGGUGGUCGCCGUUAUCGCCUGUGUGGCAGCAGUCGUCUCCGCCUACCAAGAUGGCCACAAGCUCUUCGGCGCCAUCAAGAAAAAGUGGAGGGAACAUCGUCGCCCCGAGACCAUCAACACCGAGCCGACCACCAACGAUCUGGAUUGGUCUCUCCGGCGGGGGGAAGAAGAGAUCAUGACGCAGUGGAAUUCCUACGCCGGUCAAAUGGGCCGCCGGUUCGAGGACGGCGACCGCGUGGCCCGCGAGCAGAUGAAGGAUAUAGUCAUCGAGCUGCAGCGCGCCCUCCUCGCGAACCUGCGCGAGAACAACGCUCAGCUCAAUAUGUUUGCUCUCCUUCAAGCUUCCGAUCGCGGUCGGACGGAUACCAUCUGGGUCUUCCAUAAUUUGCAACAGCGACUCGCCCAGGCUGCCUCGAUUCCCUCGCCAUUAGAUUUCGGCCCGGUCCCAUUCGAUCCAGCGUCAAGGCUUUGGUACUGGAUCAAUCUGAUUGAGAAUCACUACCAGGCUCAAUUUUCGCCUUCCCGAUACAUCCAGAGUUUACCUUCUUCCCCCGGAGGUAGGCUCAUAUCGGGAGGCAUGUCAGGGUCGCCCCCUGAUAUUAUAGGCUUCCUUCGUCAGAUGGAGGAACAAGCGUCGCCGUCGCAAUCUCGAAGAUCCUCCGGGAUUAUUUCCCCUAGCAGUCCCUAUCCUGGUCGGCGACAGUCUUCGGGGGAUAUGUACAGCCCAUGGCCCGAGUCUGGCUCUCGCUAUGGAAGCUUUGUGCCUGGAGCGGGGCUCGCGCCAAUGCCCGAGAUGCCUGAUCAGCAUUAUACUAUUAUUGAUCGGCCGCGGGAGGGCUCUUCGGGUUCAGCCGGCAUAUAUGGAGCUGAUAUGGAUUAUCUUCAGCGAGAUCGAAUCCCUACAGGCCGACCACAACAAACUUUCCAUCGAGAUCAGGCGCGGGAAGAGAUGCAGGACUAUCUCCACGAAGAUCAGCCUUCUUCCGCUCGUCAUGAGAUUCCACCUUCACAAUCUGUCCGGAAUAAUAAAGACGUCGACCACCUCACUCUUGAAAUGACUGAAAACCCAUGGAUCAUGGAUGCGACUGAACCGACAGACACGCACCGGCAACGAACCUAUAGCCCUGAGCCUAUCCCUGAACCAGCCAUGCCUGAAGUCGUAUAUCGGACGAAUAUUGUCGACACCAGACACCUAGUCGGCAUGGAGUCACCGUGGGCGGCGCAGCCGACUCCCCCUCCAAUCCCCGAGCAACGUAGAUCCACCAUGAUGGACAGCGGUUUCGAGUCUGGACGCUGCAUCCCCCAAGUCCGAGCCGAAGAAACUAUCCGACAAGAACACUACACAAACCCAUUCCCUCGCCACCACCACCGUCCUCCUACACAAGACCGUCCCCUUCCACACCUUCCCCUCCCCCAACGCCAAAACUCCCACGACGCUCCUAUCCCAGUGCUCACAAGCACACCCUCUCCCUCCCCACCUUACCCCCCUCCAGCCACGAACCCAGCACACCCCCUCCAUCUCCUCCACAACCUCCACAAUCUCGUCAACCUCCUCCUCCAACCCCUCAUCAACCCGCCCCUACUGGCCCCCCAGCACCGAAAACAACUACGCCGGAUUCUGCAAAGGCGCCUGGAAAGUCCAAUCCGGCCUCGGCGGCUUCAAAGUCCACUCCGAACCAAAAGGCUACUACGGAAUGGAAUCGAAAUGGCGCUGUGGAACGUGUUUCUUCGAAAUGCCCCUUUCCCCGGACUCAACGCGCAAUAA